Messenger RNA from Erigeron canadensis, 921 nucleotides. RefSeq names its product protein ALP1-like. Bases 1 to 921 code for a protein of 306 amino acids. NCBI's taxonomy places the organism in Eukaryota, Viridiplantae, Streptophyta, Magnoliopsida, Asterales, Asteraceae. The record is from RefSeq and is a predicted model, not a curated record. The transcript is spliced from 4 exons.
AUGGUAUAUGCAAGUGAUGUUGCGAGUAUAGUCACUACAAGAAUGGAUAUAUACACUUUUACAAAACUUUGUAAAAUUCUUGAAAAUAGAGGGGGGUUAAGUAAUAGCAAAAAUAUGUUAGUCGAUGAACAAGUAGCUAUGUUUUUACACACACUUGCACACAAUGAAAAAAAUCGGAACAUAGGUAUCAUGUUCAAAAGGUCUGGUGAAACUAUAUGUCGGUAUUUCAAGUUAGUGCUAAAAGCGGUAUGUCGAGUACACAAAGAGUUUUAUAAAGAACCGGUACCAAUUCCAGACAAUGAAAUAGACGAGAGGUGGAAAUGGUUUAAGGGUUGUCUAGGAGCAUUAGACGGAACAUAUGUUAAAGUUAGGGUCCCAGCUAGUGAUCGAAAACCUUAUCGGUCCCGAAAGGCCGAUAGUCGGGUACUUCGAGAUGCUAUUAGUAGGCCAAACGGUCUUAAAGUACCUCAUGGAAAUUACUACCUUUGUGAUGCCGGUUAUAUGAACUGUGAAGGUUUUUUAAGUCCUUAUCGAGGUCAACGGUACCAUCUUAAUGAUUGGAAUCAUCCGCCUACAACUGCAAAAGAAUUGUAUAACAUGAGACACGCACAAGCAAGGAAUGUAAUUGAGAGAUGUUUCGGGUUGAUUAAGAAUAGAUGGGCAAUUUUGCGUGAUGUUUCAUUCCAUCCACAUGAUUCCAUGUCACAAAUAAUAAUUGCUUGUUGUUUGAUAAAUAAUUUCAUCCGUGCAACAAUGGCAGAAGACCCUAUAGAGCACGAAGUGCCAAUUAAUCAUACACAACCUAUAAAUGAUCACGAUAAUGUUAUUACAACCGUGGAGACUUCACAAGUGUGGAGUGAUUAUAGGGAUAAUCUUGCAAACGCAAUGUUUACUGAAUGGAAUGCAAGGCGCGCUCAUUAG